UCAUCGUUUCAUGCUGUUCGUCUUGGUGCCUCCAUCAUUGGUGGGUGUCGUGUUAUUUGUGUUGCCUUUCGUCGUUCGUUUUGCUUCUGGCAUCACUUGUGUUUUCUUUGGUGCUUUUUCUCGUUGCCGUAUAACUAACUUCCCACUUUUCUUUCAACAGCUAUUUGUCUUAGUGUCUCCAUUAGGAGCGGGUGUUGCGUUAUUUGUGUUGCCUUUGAAUGGCUUUCGUCGUUCGAUUUGCGCGUUGUCAGUUUCGUGCUGUCGUUAUUCAUAUUGCCUUUGCGAAUACUAUUUCGUCGUUGUUGGAGGUGCCGUCGCCCUUGAUAUUGGAUGUUGUGGGUGGUUUGAUUAUGCCGUUCAAA
This is a messenger RNA of Racocetra persica, 362 nucleotides long. Lineage: Eukaryota; Fungi; Glomeromycota; Glomeromycetes; Diversisporales; Gigasporaceae. The record is from the annotation of a GenBank genome assembly.